Messenger RNA from Teleopsis dalmanni, 542 nucleotides. RefSeq names its product lipid storage droplets surface-binding protein 2-like. The coding region runs from base 121 to 510 and encodes 129 amino acids. The transcript is spliced from 2 exons. The record is from RefSeq and is a predicted model, not a curated record. Gene Ontology annotation, cellular component: cytosol; lipid droplet. Gene Ontology annotation, biological process: positive regulation of triglyceride storage; lipid storage. Lineage: Eukaryota; Metazoa; Arthropoda; Insecta; Diptera; Diopsidae.
UUUCUUGCAGGGAAAAAUCGAGUUUUCAACUGGGCUUUGAGCGCCGCUGAAGAUUGCGUUACUCGUGCCGUGACAACAGCUGCACCAAUUGUCUCAAAACUUGAUCGUCCUAUUCAAUACAUGGAUCAAACUCUCGUUAAAGGCAUUGAUAAAUUGGAAGUUAAGGCUCCAAUUAUCAAGGACACACCACAAGAGAUCUACAAUCAAGCCAAGAGCAAAGUGAUCGAUGUUGUCCAGCCACACAUUGAUCGUGUGGUCAAAUUCAAAGCGGCAGGACAACAGAAGGCAGCUUCUCUUAAGGAGUUGGCUUGGCAAAAGGCUAAUGAAGUUUUGGCUACACAAUAUGGUAGCUUGGCUGUAACUGGUGUUGAUACUACAACAGCCUUAGCUGAACGUUUACUGGAAUACUAUUUCCCAAAGAGUGAAUCCGAUGUGGAGGAAGAUAAUGAUAAUAAGCAAAUAAAUGUCACAAAUGGCAACCUAGCAGAAAAUGAUAGUAAGUUUCUAUGAUUUUGUUUAAGUCUCUGUACAGCUCACUUUGC